Molecule: messenger RNA, 2376 nt
Organism: Oryzias melastigma (Indian medaka)
Lineage: Eukaryota; Metazoa; Chordata; Actinopteri; Beloniformes; Adrianichthyidae
Gene: ccne2
Product: cyclin E2
Exons: 12
Coding region: 164-1351 (395 amino acids)
Biological process (GO): G1/S transition of mitotic cell cycle; regulation of cyclin-dependent protein serine/threonine kinase activity
Cellular component (GO): centrosome; nucleus; cyclin E1-CDK2 complex
Molecular function (GO): cyclin-dependent protein serine/threonine kinase regulator activity
Source: RefSeq, a predicted model, not a curated record
CGCCGCUCAGAUUUAAACAUUUAGCGCGUUUAUCUUAACCGGGAACGGACAUGCGCACUGGGUGCAGCAGACAGAUGCGGAUAUAAGGAUUGGCGCCGGCGCCACAGCUGAUGCAUUCAUUCAUUCUUCGCGGCGGAGAGGAGCAUUAAAGAAAAUCGGCACCAUGUCAAGACGCAGUGGUCGCAUCACACUUCAAGCCAGAGAUUCAAACACGCCUGAAACAACAAUCAGACCCCCGCUGAAGAAAAGGAAGUCAGAGCCCUCUAAGAAGAAGCUCCAGCCUGCCUCCAAGAAACAGAACUAUGAAAUACAGACCUGCUGGUCAGAGGAUGGUGCAAGUCCCUGCAUUCUCAUUGAAACUCCCCACAAAGAACUGGAGCCCACAGACCAAUCCAGCUUUAAACAGUACAGAUUCAAGAACCUCUUUAUCAAGAACUCCCCCAUCCCUCGCCUCAGCUGGGCUAACUCGGAGGAUGUGUGGAUAAAAAUGAUCAACAAGGAGCUGUCGUAUGUUCACGAUAAGAGCUACCUGCAGCGUCACCCCAAACUGCAGCCCAAGAUGAGGUCCAUCCUGCUGGACUGGCUGCUGGAGGUCAGUGAGGUUUACAGCCUCCACAGGCAGACGGCGUACUUGGCUCAGGACUACUUUGACCGCUACAUGCUGACUCAGGAGGACGUCAGCAAAGAUAUCCUGCAGCUCAUCGGCAUCACCGCGCUCUUCAUCGCCUCAAAGAUAGAGGAGAUCUAUCCCCCCAAAAUCCUCGAGUUUGCCUUCGUCACAGAUGGAGCUUGCAGCGUUUGGGACAUCCAACAAACAGAGCUUCUCAUACUUAAGGCGCUGGACUGGAACUUGUUUCCAGAGACGCCCAUCUCCUGGUUGAAGCUGUACUCUCAGGUGGAGGUCCAGAAAGACGAAGAGAACUUCCUGGAGCCACAGUUCAGUCAGGACAAGUACAUCCAGAUCACACAGUUGUUAGACUUGUGUAUGAUGGACAUCGACUCGCUGGACUACAGCUACAGUGUUCUCGCUGCUGCCGCUUUCUGCCACUUCUCAUCUUUCGAUGUUGUUCACAAAGUCUCGGGCCUGACGUGGGAGAGCGUCUCCCCCUGCUACCGGUGGAUGACCCCCUUCAUGGACACGCUGCAGUCUGAGCCCAAAGCCCAACUCAAAAGUUUCCCCAAAGUCAAAGCCGACGACAAACACAACAUCCAGACACACGUGGCUUAUCUGGACCUGCUGAGAAAAGCUCAGGAGCGUCAGAUCGACAACCACGACUUUCAGAUGUCGCCCGUCGCCACAGCAACCAUCUUGACUCCUCCCAGGAGCACAGAGAAACCCACCAGUGUGUGAGGAGUGAGUCACCACCAAGUCCAGCUACCUCUGCUGUCCAACGCGGCGCCAUCGCCGACUCUAUGGAUGGAUGCAAUUUGGGCUUUAAUUUUUUCAUGUGAACACUAAGUUCAGAUUUCUGGGACCAAAGAUAGUCACCAGAAUGUGUUAAAUUUGACAAACCUGCAUUUGAGUGAAGGAGCACAGGCUAAAAGGUUUUACUAAAGCUUUGCAGAAAUUGCUGUUUACAGUCAGAUUAGACAAUUUUUAUUCAAAAUUUUACUUUUUUUAUUGAGUGUUUAAUUUAGAUUUUUACCGUCAUCAGUUUUACCUGAUUCUGGAGGAAAAGGUGAAGCCAUCAAAUGUGUCUUUUUAAGUACAAAUAAGUUUUCUGGGAGGUAUUAUCUGAGAACGUCACUGGUGCUCUGCUAACAUUGAGGCGUUGCUUCAAUUGAUUCUCAGGAAACAACAAAUACCUGCUCUCUGCGGUCAAUGCCGCUGACUCACAUUCCACUGUGGAGGUGCUCCGUGUUUGUGCUUAAAUUGUCUUUCUCUCAUUUUUUUUUUUUUGUGUGUUGUAACUUGCAACCUGGUUGCACCUUCUUGUUACAUUCCUGGGGAAACUUGAUAAUUGUACAAAGUUUCAUUUUAAGUGCUCGUAUUUAUUGAGAAUCCUUAGCAUAUAAAAAGAAAAUGUUCAUAUGUACAAUUUACAGAAAUGGAGCUCGAUCUGAUUGUUGCCAAAGGCAAAAGCUAUUUAUGAUUCUGCCCUGUACCACCUUUGUGAAUUACAGUUCUGUCCUUCCGUGUGUGCGUUGACCAACUCUGUUUUUGUGCCUUUUUUUGGACUUAGUUUGAUCUGAAGCGAGCCGAACGGAUAAUAGAAUGCGAACAAAUCCUGUGACUGUACGAUUUUUGCAGCAAUCAAAUAACCAUGUGAACUGUAUGUAGAUGCUCAAGAAUGUAUCAUUUUGUAAAUAGAGCAAUUCAGAAAUGUGUAAUUUCAUUUUUAUAUUCAAAUGUUUUAAAUAAACUGAAAGAGAUUA